This is a messenger RNA of Menidia menidia (Atlantic silverside), 3781 nucleotides long. NCBI's taxonomy places the organism in Eukaryota, Metazoa, Chordata, Actinopteri, Atheriniformes, Atherinopsidae. The record is from the annotation of a GenBank genome assembly.
AUGGGGGACUCGGCGAGGACUAAGCGGCGGGAGCAGCUCAAGCGCUGGUCCGGCUCCUGCACCGACAAGGCGUCGGACGUGCCCCGGAGGAGGUGGCGCGGCGAUGCCGGGGACGGUACCGGGGAACGGGAGGCCGAGGAGCGGGAGGCCGAGGCCGAAGACCCGCAGAGGGAGCCGCCGGAGUCGGCCCACAGAGGCGAAAGCAGCCCCGUCCUCAGGAGGCGGAUAAUCGUCACUGCUCCUCUGCAGCUCAAUGGAUCAGGAGGCAUCUUCAAACAGGUCCUGGGUCCGACCCCGGAGAGGUUUAACUUCACCGUUUCAGAAAACCCUCCGAACUCCACAGUCAGACACCUGGGGCUCUCCAUAGCUGCAGACCCCUCAGACUCCCACUUCACCUGCACAAAAAAGAAAGUGGACCUCGUCUUUCUCUUCGAUGGAUCGCGGAGCAUGACAAAAGAAGAGUUUCAAGAGAAUAAGAAAUUCAUUGAAAAAAUAAUGAACAGCCUUAAAAACACAUCAAUUAAGUUUGCAGCAGCUCAGUUCGCCUUUGCUAUCCGGACAGUUUUUGACUUUAACGAUUACACAAAAGGAACUGCUCUGGAGAAACUUUGGAAAGAACCUCACAUGGAUAGUCUGACCAACACACACAGAGGCCUGAAAUUUGUGUUGGACAAUCUGUUUGAAAACCCAGCUGCUGGCGCCUCUGCUGAUGCAGAUAAAGUUCUGGUCAUCAUCACAGAUGGAGAUCCAAGCGACACAAAUUAUGAGAAUAUCAUCGAAACCUACGAUAAAAAGAACAUAGAUCGGAUCUUUUCGAUUGAAGGGACCAAAGGGAUUCGGGCUGGAACGCUGACUAAGGAAAUGGCCCAGAGUGGAUUCAGUGCCGCCUUCCACAAGGACACCUUGGUUCUGGGUUCUGUGGGAUCCAACAGCUGGCGUGGUUCUCUGCAAGAGCAAAGUCAUCAAAACGAUGAGAUUUCGGAUCCAGAAAUGCCGAUGGAUUCGUACAUGGGAUACUCGAUAUCCGUUGGAGAGAGGAACCACACUCGGGUGUACAUGACGGGUGCACCGCGCUUCAAUCACACUGGACAGGUUGUACUUUUCCAGCAUGAGAAAAACAAGUGGAAACUAGCUCAGAGAAUCAAUGGGGACCAGAUUGGCUCCUACUUUGGGGCAGAGCUCUGCUCCCUGGAUGUUAACUCAGACGGUAUCACAGACUUCCUGUUGGUGGGAGCUCCAAUGUUUUUCCAGACUCGGGAGAAAGAAGGAAAACUCUACGUCUACAAUCUAAAUGACAAUAUCCAACUGCUUGAAAAACAAAGCGUGAUGGCGCCGUUUAGGGGUCGAUUCGGCUCCACCAUUUCCAGCCUGGCAGAUCUAAAUGGAGACGGACUCAGAGAAGUUGCGGUUGGAGCCCCUCUGGAGGACGACAACCGGGGGGCAGUGUACAUCUACCAUGGAGACGUGCACAAAGGGAUACGCAGCUCCCACAGCCAGAAAAUCUCUGGAGACCUGAUCCCAGUUGGAAUGAGGUUCUUUGGCCAGGCCAUCGAUGGACGGAUGGACCUCGGUGACGACGGGCUCCCAGAUGUUGUUGUGGGUUCACAGGGUGCUGCUGUUGUCUUAAGAUCCAAGCCUGUGUACAAUGUUACGGCUCGCCUGUCCUUCCAUCCUGAGGAGAUAAACUCUGAGGAAAUCGACUGUCUGCUCAGCAACGAUGUGAAUCUACCCAUGGUCACCUUAUCAGCCUGCUUCGAAAUGAAAGAGGCCACAAAGAGCCGCUCAGGGACGGCCGGCUUUGGACUGAACAUCUCAUACUCACUGAACGUGGAUCCAUUGAGAGGAACUCAUCGAGGUUUCUUCAUUCCAACAAACAGGAAGAGCAGGAAUUUAAAAUCCAACAUCCAUGUGAAGGAUACUGAAACGGCCUGCUUCAACCAUUCCAUCUACAUGCCAAAAUGUGUGAAAGACACGCUGUCGCCGGUCAAAAUCGCGUUGAAUUUUUCCCAAACUGGCCGCGAGAACUCAAGUGCCAUCCUGAACAUGGACAGAAUUACACAGACAUCUGUGGAGGUUCCCUUUCAGAAACGGUGCCGAAAAAAUGACGUCUGCAUCGCCGAACUUGAAGUGGAUUUCACACCUUUGACUUCGGAGUUACUGGUGACUGAAGAUAACUUCUUCAACAUCUCAGUGACUCUGGCCAAUAGCGGGGACGACUCGUACAACACCAGCCUGAGCAUUCACUAUCCUCCAGGCCUCUCCUUCUCCAGGAUGAGUUUUCUGGAGGGCACCAGACCAACGCUGCACAACUGCAGGGACGGAGAAGAAGAAGAAGUUUUGGACCGGACGGUGUGUGAUGUCAGCCUCCCGGUGUUCCGCAGCAGGAUGUCUGCCACGUUUCUGGUUUCUUUCCGUCUCAUCAAAGACUUCUCCUGGAACGACACGAUGCUGAUGACUGUGGCUGCAAACAGUGAUAACUCAAACUCCAGCAGGAUCACCGCGCUGAGCAAAAGCUUCCCGGUACAAUAUCAGAUCAGGAUGGCAGUAACAGUGAAAGAAGAAAGUGUCUCUUAUCUUAAAUUCACGGUGGAGGAAUCUGCACCCCAAAGCCUCCGCACUUCUUACAGGAUCAAUAACAUCGGUUUUAAGGACGUUCCCGUCAACGUGACCCUGGUCUUCCCAACCAGGCUGGAUUACGACUUUGAAAUGAGGAACUACUAUGUUCUUGUGCAGCCGAACAUAACUCAGUGCUCAGACAUCUUUAAGGUGGAAGAUGAGCAUCACUGCCCAGCAGAACUUCACUGCUUCGCCAUGAAGUGUGACGGCUUCCUCCUGAGGAACCGCUCGGCCGUGGACUUCACUUUAGCCGGAGAUGUGGAGUUCAGACACCUCAGACAGCAGGCGGAGAACGUGGCCUUUUUCCAGAGAUACAGCGGACGCAGAGCAGCCGUGAAGUUCAGGAGCUUCAUCCGGGUCGACUACGACCAGAAGAGAUACAAACUGGCUGCUCAGGAGCAGACACAGAAACCUGGGCAGUGGAACGACAACGACCCCACCAUGAAAUCGACUGAGGUUCAGGUGGAGAUGAUCAUCCCCCCGGAUCAGAUGCUGAUCAUUUUAACUGGAGUACUUCCAGGGCUCUUCCUCAUCAUCAUCAUCGCUGUCAUCAUGUGGAAGUGUGGCUGCUUUAAGAGGAAAACAUUUGAAGAUGACCAGGAAGAGGAGACCAAAGCCUCCCUGAGGAGCUCCACCCCCCCUGGGGGGAGUCCUGCCCCCCCCAGAGGAAGCCUGACCAAAUCAGAACCAGGGAAUCCCGAUAAGUCCUCAGAGGAGAUCCUGCUGCCUCCGGCCGAUCAGGCCUGAACCCACCGGCUUUAGUCCGACUCUGAUCUGCUUCAUAAAGCUGAAACAAACAGGAAAACUGUUUUUUAAAUGGACCGUUUAAACACAAAUUGUUAGAUUUUCUAUUUGUUUAUUUCUAAGGCUUAUUACUAAGUUUAUUAUUAAGUUAAGUUAAGUCGCGGCCUCAUGAAAACAAACAGGAAAACUGUUUUAAAUGGACUAUUUAAACACGAAUAUUUAGAUUGUCUAUUGUCUAUAUAUUUUAAGGCUUAUUGCUCUUUUCAUUGUGGAACAAACGUUAAACCAAGAACACGUGUGUGGAAACCAAAGUCCCCUCCGACUGCUUUAAGAAUCAGCCAGCAGUAGCUGAUCAGCUCUGAUUAUUAAUCAGUCAAUGCUCCCAAAUAUACAAACAUAUCAGGUGGAAUUACCUCUUCAU